Anopheles nili is the source of this 672-nucleotide messenger RNA. RefSeq lists its product as uncharacterized. The coding region runs from base 1 to 672 and encodes 223 amino acids. The record is from RefSeq and is a predicted model, not a curated record. The transcript is spliced from 2 exons. Lineage: Eukaryota; Metazoa; Arthropoda; Insecta; Diptera; Culicidae.
AUGAAAAGCUCAUUCGAAACAGCAAUAAUUCUCGUCUCAUGUUUCAUCAUACAGAUCGUGGGACAAUUUAAGAUCAUUGAUCUGAACAACAUAAAUGUAACAAACAGUAAUACAGAGUUAAGAAAAGUUAAUUUAGUUCAGAUAAAACCAAUAAUACAAGCUAUUAACAAUCAUAGUACCACCAAACUGUCCACCAAAUCAAUACAACAAACUUCAAGAUCGUUUCCUCAGAUAGCUCAGACAUCGACACAAUCUGAAACAAGUGAAAAUAAAUUUAUUAAGUUAUCUAUUGUAAACUCUGCGGCAGCCGUGGAUCGUCCUUCAAAACGUAACUCGGGUCAAGCUAGCAUUAAAGAAAGCAAAAACAGCACAUCAUUUGGGGAGCAGGUUAAAACUAGUAAACCUCUUCUCACAUCAAAAUUUGGAUCUAUCGUUGGUUACGCGAAAAAGAGUAAAUUACGGACAAACUCAAAUGCUAAAAAUUCGGUCAAUGAUACAAUGCUUAUGCAGAACUUAUUCAAUUCCACUAUAAACACGUCUCCAACAAAAGCCCGCCGAUACAAGUAUCGGGCAUUUAAAUCUCGCUGUCGGUGUGAACGGAUAUGGAACUGUGCCAGAAUACAAAUAUCUGUAGCACGUUGUGCACCAGAUUUUUUUAUGUGCUGUUUAUAA